Aspergillus brunneoviolaceus CBS 621.78 is the source of this 965-nucleotide messenger RNA. RefSeq lists its product as uncharacterized. The transcript has a single exon. Bases 114 to 680 code for a protein of 188 amino acids. NCBI's taxonomy places the organism in Eukaryota, Fungi, Ascomycota, Eurotiomycetes, Eurotiales, Aspergillaceae. The record is from RefSeq and is a predicted model, not a curated record.
CUGGCCUCGGCCUCUUCUGGAGAAUCUCUGGAGUGCUGGGAAGCUUGGAAGAGGGACCCCCGGCUAAUGACAACCCCCGGUUGGUCCCGUCAAUUGCAGAAUCAUCCGACCAGAUGAUGAUCCGUGGAAAGCGUUGCAAUAAGACCACUCCAUCGAAGCUCAGACUUAUGUUACUCUGCUGUUGCUGCUGUUGCUGCUGCUGCUGCUGCUGCCGCCGUCUGCGAGUUUUACGUUUUGUUGCCUCCUCUCGAACAAGGAUAGGGGAACAGGGGGGUGGUCUCAUUUGUUCAUUUUACGUGACACACAAGGGAACGAUCGAUUUCCGCCAUGGUCGAGCGAAGGAGGGGGUGAACGAGGAGGCAAGCGGUGAUCUCGUAUCAGGGAAAAUGCCCCCAUCCCAAUGGAUGUCCCCAUCAGCAAUUGUAACGGUGUCGUUCCUUUUUUUAAUAUUUUUUUUUAUUUUGGUUCCCCUCUCUCAACAACGUAUGAAUUGUACUGUACCUACCGUACCUCGAAAAACCAAAGUUUGUCUCCGCUUGGCUCCGGCAGCCGGAUUAGGUAAAAAACUGGGUAAAUCUGGGCAAAUCUGGGGAAAGCUGCUUCGUACCCUGACGUCACCGUCCACCCGCCCACCGCCUCACGGUCCUCGCUUGCCAAUCGUGCCGUCUUGUUGCUUUUAAUCUGAUGCAGAGCAGCCACCCCUCGUGCUGCAAAUCUUCCAUGCUGACGGCACUCAUGCGCCAUUCAAGCCUACUGUGUUCUCCUCUCUUGUGCCUUUAUCUUCCGAGCGACAAAACAAUAGCAUUCGUGGUCACCAGUUCGCGCAAUUGAGUUCGCCAUGAUUUACUUCCAACUCAUACACUCCCCGAAACUCGUUCUUACCGCUCCGUCUUGGAUCUUCAGACCUUUAGUAACAAGACAUUUAACAAUGCCAUGGCUGCUCCUCAGCUGGAUCGACCGGAAAU